AUGGAUUACUUGAUAGCCUAUUUCUGUCUUGUACUCAUUUUUGUCCAUCAAAUUGUCGGUGUAAAGGAAAUGUACAGAGAAAAUGAGUUAUGGAUGUUUUAUGUAAACAACGAUGCAAAUGUCUCAAGAAACUCUACACAGCAAGGAAGGUAUCAAUCAAUCAAUACUAACCUUAGUGUCAGUUAUCAGCCAAUGACAAGAAACUUUCACAGAGACAUUGAAACAUUUUGUGAAAUUUUAACGAAAACGAAAGUGGUUGCAUUUCUUUUACCUCCUAACUUUGAAGGCAGAAUUGAGUUCACUUUGGCUGCAAAACAUCUUGCAAUUCCAGUGUUGAACGUGCCAAAAUCUUCAAAAGAUACACAG
Messenger RNA from Paramuricea clavata, 366 nucleotides. The record is from the annotation of a GenBank genome assembly. Lineage: Eukaryota; Metazoa; Cnidaria; Anthozoa; Malacalcyonacea; Plexauridae.